AUGCCUAUCUAUCACAUUGUCCUCUUCCGCCUCAAGGCCGGAGUCACCCAAGCCCAGUUGGCGAUCUGGUCGCAGAAAUGCAAGGGAAUGGUUGGGCAAAUUCCCGGUCUUGUCUCGAUGGAAACUAACCAGCCACUGCCAAUCUCGGUUCCUCGCGCAAAGGGAUUUGAUAUGGGCCUUGUGGCGGUCCUGGAAAAGGCCGAUGAUGUCGCUACCUAUGCGACACACCCGGCACACCUUGAGGUUCAUAAGAUGAGAGAAGAGCUCUGCGAAGAUACCCUUGCUUAUGAUCUGGAGUUCUAA
Molecule: messenger RNA, 303 nt
Organism: Penicillium waksmanii
Lineage: Eukaryota; Fungi; Ascomycota; Eurotiomycetes; Eurotiales; Aspergillaceae
Product: Dabb family protein
Exons: 4
Coding region: 1-303 (100 amino acids)
Source: RefSeq, a predicted model, not a curated record